This is a messenger RNA of Protopolystoma xenopodis, 225 nucleotides long. The record is from the annotation of a GenBank genome assembly. NCBI's taxonomy places the organism in Eukaryota, Metazoa, Platyhelminthes, Monogenea, Polystomatidea, Polystomatidae.
GCCUGGAUUGAGACUGCUGGUAACAUAGUACCUGUAGCUAAGAGUGGUGAACAGCUGGCUAUGUCGGAGAUUCGGGCCUUCGAAGAAAACCGACUUAAUAUGCUGAUCCGUAUCAAAGAUGUCAGUCAACCCCCAGUUGGCAAGAUCGCUUUUAUGCUUGAGCCUAGAACUACAGUCCAAGCUGCCGGGCAAGUCUAUUCUACUCGUAGUAUUUACAAAUCCUAA